Molecule: messenger RNA, 2051 nt
Organism: Oryza sativa Japonica Group (Japanese rice)
Lineage: Eukaryota; Viridiplantae; Streptophyta; Magnoliopsida; Poales; Poaceae
Source: RefSeq, a predicted model, not a curated record
ACCAUCGGGGCGCCACUCUACCAGAGCCGCCGCCGACUACCGCCGCACCGGAGCCUUCCCCCGCAACCCCGUCGACGACGACCGCUGCGCCGGAGCCUUCCCGUGCAAACCGAUCGACGACGACCGCUGCACCAGAUCCGUCCCCUACUUCCUCGUCGUCGACAGCCGCCGCAACGACGCCUUCCGCUGCAACCCCGUCGACGACGACCGCUGCACUAGAUCCUUCCCCCACUACGCCGUCGAUGACUUCCGCUGCAUCGGAGCCGGUACCCCGUCGACGACUACUGCCGCACCGAAGCCAUCUCCCACAACACCGUCGACGCCUACCGCCGCACCGGAGCCGGGUACCCCAUCGACAAGGUCCCUGCACCGUCGCCGUACCUAGCCGAUGGGAAGACGUCGACGUCCAGUAGCACGAGUACCCUCGACAAACUAGACGAAAGAAGUGUGCGACGAAGAAGAAACCUACCUUCAAGAUGCCACCAGGAGUAAGGAUAUCAAAGAGAGUGAGGGCGGGUGCUCCAACCGAAAUGCCUCCUGGAGUCUCAACAAGGUCAGCGAAAAGGCAACUCAUAGCAGCACAAGGUAAAGGUAAUGCCAUGAAGAACUGCCUCCAGAAACAGAAAACAAUGGUGAUGAAGAUGUGGGCAGUGGACAUUUGCUUCAAGAUAAUGAUGUGAACAGGCCCCCGAGCCAUGAUGCCAACCAUGAAGAGCAACCUGCACAGCAAACCAAUUCUGAUGUUGAAGUACCUAUACGAAGAGGCACAAGAAAAUCAAGGCCACCAACUGCAGGAAUAAUGCUUGACAAGAUGACCAAAGCUAUGGGAAGAAUGCCCAUUGCUGUUGCCGAAGGGAAGAAAAGGCCAGAUGAACCGGUGCAAGCUGCCAAGUUUGCAUCAGAGGCUGGUGUUAUCAUUAGGACUAAAGUUCAUGUCUUCCCUCAUUGGAAGCAGUACAAGGAUGAUGAAGGCUAUAUUAACAACUUCAUGGGCAAGUUAUCUGUCAGGUUGGCCAUUAACCAAAAACACCAGCCAACAAGGGAUGCUUGUGCUGAUGUAUUGCAGAAAGGGAUACGACAAACACGGUAUAAUUUGAAGAAGGCCUACUUCAAUGGAGUACCUGCUAACGAGAUUAGAACUACCUCUCCCAUAAGUAGCAUGACUGAUGAACAGUGGCUGGAACUUGUUGCAAAGUGGUCAAAUCCAAAGAAUAUGCAAAUCUCUGAACAGAACAAGCAAAACCGGCUUAAUGUUAGGUUCCAUCAGGCUACGGGAUCUCGCAGCUAUGCUGCACACUUGCACGCUUACAAGGAGAAGAACAAGGUUGUAGAGCUUGAUGCUGUGGAUGCCUUUGAGGACUGCCAUACCAGUAGGGAAAAAGGUCUAAGUGAUGCUGCCAAAGAUGCAAUUUCAAGUAUGAAAGCUAUUAUGGAAGAACCUGUACCUGAUGGUGAGACACCAAGAACUAGUGCAGAAGUUGUGUCCAAGGUUCUCUCUCGGGACAACUCCAAUACCACGUUUCUGAAAAAUGCCGGUCUGCAGAUGAGCUCCAAGAAAUCAGUGACACCGACAGAAGCAGCACUUCAGGAAGAACUUGCAGCUGAAAAGCAAAGUUCAGCCAUUCUCCAUGCAGAAGUUGUCGAACUAAAAGAACAAGCAAAUCUUGCAAAUGAAGCACUGGCAAAGACUCAAAAGGAGUUGGCAGAGUUCAAGCAGCAGCAGGAAGAGAACAAUUUGCUCCUUCGACGUAUCUUGAGCCUUUCCCAGGGUAACUUAAAUCUGUCCUAGUCUCCUUUAUGAUCUUCUGCACUGUGAUGAACUCUAUCUACUUAUAUUAGUUGUUUGAUGGUUCUGUGAACUUAUUGUCAUGUGGUGGACUUGAUUAUGUGAAAUGAUGUUUGGUGCUAUGGUGGACUUAAUGUCAUCCUAUGGCAAACUUUUGUGGACUUAAUGUGAACAUAUGUGUGCUAGGUUCUGUGAACUUUUUUGUAAUAUGGUGCUAUGUGAAGUUGGUAUAUGUGAUAUAUGUUGAUGUUGGGCCUAUUUGUAA